Molecule: messenger RNA, 905 nt
Organism: Medioppia subpectinata
Lineage: Eukaryota; Metazoa; Arthropoda; Arachnida; Sarcoptiformes; Oppiidae
Source: the annotation of a GenBank genome assembly
UUCAGUCAUAUGUUUACAAAUUGUUGAGUUAUUUGAGAUUCAAUUGAAAUUACAAUUUAAUUAUCACUCAUUUGGUGACCAACUCUUGAGAUGGCAAUCGGCGAACCCAUAGCCGACGCGAAGACCAACACAACGGCCACAACGACCUCAACGCCGACCCCGAAGACUGGCCUUCAGUUCCCAAUCACUCGUUACGCGAAUCUGAUUGUUAUGCCAAUCAAUGAUCAGAUCAUUGAAUUGCAAACCAUUAUUAGAGACAAGACCACAACAAGGAGUGACUUUGUUUUCUACGCCGACCGACUCAUCCGUCUUGUGGUGGAGGAAGGCUUGAAUCAGUUGCCAUCGAAAGACAUGGACGUGCGGACACCGACCGACGCCAUAUACCACGGCCUCCAGUACUUGAAACGGUCCGUCUGUGGCGUUAGUAUUGUCCGCAGCGGCGAAGCCAUGGAGAAGGGUCUGCGAGACUGCUGUCAGUCGAUCAGAAUCGGCAAAAUACUGGUCCAAUCGGAUGAAGUGACACACGAGGCGCGGGUGGUGUACGCAAAGUUCCCCGAAGACAUACAGGAGCGCAAAGUGCUGCUCAUGUAUCCCAUUAUGAGCACCGGAAACACUGUGGUUAAGGCCGUCAAAGUGCUUAUGGAUCACGGCGUCAGACCUACGAGUAUUAUAUUGUUGAACCUGUUUUGUACACCAAAUGCGGUCGCAUCGGUGGCCAAGACGUUCCCAUUGAUGACUAUAUUGACCUCUGAAGUGAAUCCCGUGGCACCUAAUCAUUUUGGACAGAAGUACUUCGGAACCGAUUAAAUGUUAUCCAAGGCGUGGACUUAAGAGUUUUUUGUUACAAUUAUAAUUAUAAAUGAUUUUAGUUUUACGUUUGCUAACAAGUAUUGACACAUUUUACA